GAAAUAUUCCACAUGCCCUGACUGUUGACAUUUCAUUUUUUGUCUCAUUAAACUUUUGAUGGGUCUCGUAAUUAAUAUAAUUAUCAGCAUGAUCUCCAUUAAAUUGUGUACUUAGAACGAAGAAAGUGGGGUGAAGACUUUCUAUAUAAGAAUCUCCAAAAUUAUCAAUGAUCAUUAUCAACGAUAAAAUGCAGUUCUAUGUACUGCUCGCUGCUUUCGCAGCUUUUUCCAUCAGCCAGACCGAUGCGGUGAUUGACAGAAUGGUGGACUGGGUAAAGGAUACUAUUAAUGAAACUGAAAUAUCUCUAGAUGAAUACAGUACUGCUCAGCUAGACAAUACCUAUCGGAUCUUUACAGAUUAUCACGAUAAUCUGAAAUCAAAUGCAUCUGCCAGUAUUGAAUACCAAAACCAACCGGUUGCAGAAGAUUUUACAGCAGCUGCAGCAGCCGGAAAAGACGUGGACAAAUGUCGUAGGUCUUUAGAUGAAACAUUAAAGUCUUCUUUGGCAAAGCAGAUCUCGAAAAUCGAUCGAUGCUUCCGCAAAUAUGUGUUUGAUUUUAAAUACCUGGAAGACGAGAUCAAUCAGUUACAUACCAAAGGCAAGGAGUUACAGGAAAAUCUGAAUGAAAUCCUCGAGAUAUGUGAAGAGAAACCGUCUAGACAAUUGUGUCUUUCUGUGCGUAUACCACGAGUCAAGCUUUCUGUUAUAACUUGGAAAAGCCGAGUGGGAAGAGCGCACAGAACAGACGAAAGACUGACGUAUACCGCCGAUAAGAAAAUUCCAAAAUGCGUAAAUCCAUUGUUGAUUGAAUUCAAACAGAAGUUACGAGCAAUUAAUAUUGGUGCGAAGCGGUGUAUCGCUGGUUCAGCUGUGAUAUCUACAACCACCAUUGCACCAGCAGCCACAGAGAAAUCUAAGGCCCCAGAGGAAAUUGUUGUUACAGAGAAGUCUGUAGCAACUGUGAAACCUAUCGUACCUGAGGUACCUGCAGUUACUCAAAAAUCUGUCGUCACUGAGAAAUCUGCAGCCACAGGAGAAUCCGUUGUCACGGAGAAAUCUACAGUCACGGCUGAACCUGCUGUUACAGAUAAAUCUGCAGCCGCAGCAGAAUCUGCUGUUACAGAUAAAUCUGCAGCCGCAGCAGAACCUGUUGUUACAGAUAAAUCUGCAGCCGCAGCAGAAUCUGCUGUUACGGAUAAAUCUGCAGCCGCAGCAGGACCUGUUGUCACGGAGAAAUCUGCAGUCACAGUAGAACCCGCGGUUACAGAUAAAUCUGCAGCCACACCAGCACCCGUUGUUACGGAGAAAUCUGUAGUCACCCCAGAACCUGUGGUUGCAGAUAAAUCUGCAGCCGCAGCAGAAUCUGUUGUUACAGAUAAAUCUGCAGCCGCAGUAGAAUCUGUUGUUACAGAUAAAUCUGCAGCCACACCAGAUUCUGUUACAGAUAAAUCUCCAGUCAAAGCAAAAUAGAUAGUACAAUUAAGAAAAAAAUCACU
Messenger RNA from Fopius arisanus, 1498 nucleotides. RefSeq lists its product as uncharacterized. The coding region runs from base 168 to 1472 and encodes 434 amino acids. The record is from RefSeq and is a predicted model, not a curated record. NCBI's taxonomy places the organism in Eukaryota, Metazoa, Arthropoda, Insecta, Hymenoptera, Braconidae. The transcript is spliced from 4 exons.